Messenger RNA from Dendronephthya gigantea, 1255 nucleotides. RefSeq lists its product as uncharacterized. NCBI's taxonomy places the organism in Eukaryota, Metazoa, Cnidaria, Anthozoa, Malacalcyonacea, Nephtheidae. Gene Ontology annotation, biological process: cell division; mitotic sister chromatid segregation. Gene Ontology annotation, cellular component: MIS12/MIND type complex. The transcript is spliced from 12 exons. The record is from RefSeq and is a predicted model, not a curated record. The coding region runs from base 37 to 966 and encodes 309 amino acids.
GGAAUUUUUAAUUACGUCCGCGCGGGAAAAUCCAAUAUGGCCGCGAAUUUGCCUUCCACAACCAUCCUUACAAGGUCACAGUCAAGAAAGCGAAAAACUGAUUUUGGUCAGAUUGAAAACAAAGAAGAAAAUGACUCGGGUUUUCGGUUCUCAAGACAAAGUAAAAGAUUGAGACAAAAAGAUAAAAAAUCUUCAGACAAUAAAGAUAAUGCAAAAGAAGUGAAAAGAAGGAGGUCAAGUUUUAUACGGGGAAGAAAAAUUCAUUCACCUUUAGAAAUUUGUCAGCCUAAAAGAGUAGCAGCUGUUCAGGACUUGUAUAAGGAAAUUCCGACUGAUUUGAGUCCAGAUGGAACACUGCUCCAGUUAUUUGAUAAAAGUUUGUUGCACAUGUGUGAAAAUGCUAAAGAUGAAAAGUACAUCAACAUUCCUAAUUUUGCUGAAAAAGUCAAGCAAAUUGUUUUGCAUCUUCAAACCACAUUAAAGAAUUCUGAUGUUUGGAAAUGUGCUGCUGAACAGAAAUGUGAAGUCAUUGAGAGAGUGAUUGUGCCGAAUCCAAAGGCCCAACAGCUUGAAGAGUAUGCGAAGAAAAGUCAAGAAACCACAGAGAGAAUGUCUAAAGAGGAGAAGGGCUGGGAGGAAAUUCUUGAAAAAUAUCAAAACGAGGUUCCAUCAACAGAAAGAGAGCUGAUCGAGUCGUAUGGUCAAAUCAGCAAGGAUUGUUUAUCUGCCGAACAAAAUGUAUUUCUGGAGAGUAUACAGCCUGAUAAAGACAUGUUUGAUAACCUGGACAGAUUAAAGAAUGAAUCGAUCCUUAUGAUUGACAAAAUUGCCACGACCGCGUUAACAGUUAAAGCAAUAAACGAUGCUGCAAAACAAUACCUGGAGGAUGUUAAAGAAUCACCAUCUUCUAUGAGUACGUGCGAAACCGAAACGCCACGCCGUCUUAUUCACGCGAUCACAAAGUAAUCACCGAGGAAGAUCUGGGUAGAUAAUGCCUACCGGUAAGAACUAAAUUAUUUGUAAUACAUAUUGUAUAGAAUCAUACUAUGAUAUAAUGUAUUUAUGUAUUUUAUGAGAAUGUAUCAUGUAUAGAAAACACUAGCUACCAUUUUCUGAAAAUAUUGCUCGGUAUAGAUUCCUAGUAAAAACGCUUUUACACGGCGAAAAUGAACCAGUCAUAUCAAUGACUAGAUCAGUAUAAGAGUAUCUUAGUAUUUUAUUAACUAGAAUAUCCAAUAGGGUCGUUUGAUUUUUU